GUCCAUCUGCUUGCUGGAAUUGGAGCUGUGACGCUUGUCAGCUUCCUGAAAGAGACACCAAAAUAUCUACUGAUAACAAGGGGCAAUCAUCAGGGUGCGCUUGCAUCGUUGCAGUUUUACCGAGGCAAGGAUGAAGCAAAUGAAGCAGUGAUCGAGAAUAUACAAAAAGAGGCUCAAGCGGGCUACGAGGCACCAUUUUUGAAGUCGAUUCCGAUUGUGAUUCGAACACCUCACUUGAGACAAGCAUACUUCGUUGGGUUCUGCGCUUUACAAAUCGGAUCGUUUGUGUUCAUUGCGUGUAAUUUCAUCGCAAGUAUAUUCGGUGCAUUAGCCGUGGACCGAUUUGGACGACGACCGUUACUGCUAUCAUUCGCUCUGUGCAAUACGUUAUCGUUGUGUGCGUAUUGUGUUUUCGAUCGAAUCGCGUUCUAUGUUGACGAGCAAUUCAAGUACGGAUGUAUUGCGUCGUUGAUCGCUUAUGGCAUCACUUUCGGGAUUAGUAUUAUGGGUAGCCGAGAUUGA
This is a messenger RNA of Anisakis simplex (herring worm), 522 nucleotides long. Lineage: Eukaryota; Metazoa; Nematoda; Chromadorea; Rhabditida; Anisakidae. The record is from the annotation of a GenBank genome assembly.